Messenger RNA from Drosophila miranda, 1766 nucleotides. RefSeq names its product probable E3 ubiquitin-protein ligase makorin-1. Bases 176 to 1279 code for a protein of 367 amino acids. NCBI's taxonomy places the organism in Eukaryota, Metazoa, Arthropoda, Insecta, Diptera, Drosophilidae. The transcript is spliced from 4 exons. The record is from RefSeq and is a predicted model, not a curated record. Gene Ontology annotation, molecular function: ubiquitin protein ligase activity; metal ion binding. Gene Ontology annotation, biological process: protein polyubiquitination.
UCGGUGUAUUUCUGAGGGUCGGACGGUAUAUUUUAUCGAUAAGUCCGCCGUCACACUGAUUGUGAUUGUAUUUCAAGGUGCGCAUAAAACGACAAAGUUAAACAAUUGUCAUCGUUGAGAAUUGUCAAAUUUGAAAUAUCAAACCCUUUCGCAAUUGUUAAAAGUACAGAGCAAAAUGAGUGCCGUCGCCAACAGCGAUCCAGCCAUUCCCAACAUGGCACUUGGGCGAAGUCAAACGAUAUGCCGAUUUUAUCUGCGCGGCAUUUGCCGUUUUGGCGAGCUCUGCCGUUUUUCUCAUGAUUUAAGUCGCGGCCGUCCCGAGUGUGCGGAGCAAACGCAUAUAACUACAGAUAAUGCUGAGAGCAUUAAGCCAAGCACCAGCCAACGUAAUUGGGCAAAUGCCCCGAUAUUUGUGCCUAGCCAGAAGCGCGUGCUGGACCAGAACGAGGAUGGGGAGGCAGCUUCUGGCAGCGUAUCUCUUCAAAACGGAAUCUCCUGGGCCGAAGUAGUUGGUGGCCCGACAGUCGACGUGAGCUGUUGCGAACCCGCAUCAUUGGACGAGGUUUGUCCCUAUGAAUGUCCGUGUCCUUAUGGCGAGUAUUGCCCCUAUCGUAUACACAUGGAGCUAUGCGAAAUGUGUGACCAGUAUUGCCUGCAUCCCACGGAUCAAGCUCAACGUAAAAAGCACAACCGGGAGUGCUUGCAACAGCACGAACAGGCCAUGGAACUUUCCUUUGCGAUCGCUCGCUCUAAGGAUAAGACCUGCGGCAUAUGCUUCGACACAAUCAUGGAGAAGGCUGGCCGGGAGAAAAGAUUUGGCAUCCUGCCCAACUGCAACCAUAUCUUUUGUUUGGAAUGCAUUCGUAAAUGGCGCCAGGCCAAACAGUUUGAGCAUAAAAUAACGCGUGCUUGCCCCGAAUGUCGCGUAUGUUCAGACUUUGUCUGCCCCAGUGCGUUUUGGGUGGAGACAAAGGAGGAAAAGGAUAAGCUUCUCAAUGAUUAUCGCGCUGCCUUGGGAGCCAAAGAUUGUAAAUACUUUCAGAAAGGCGAGGGAAAGUGUCCCUUUGGAAACAAGUGCUUUUAUAAACAUGCCCUGCCCAAUGGGGAUAUCGUUGAUGUGGGCUUACCAAAGCGUACUCGAAAGAUACAAGGCCAACAUGAAAUAAUCGAUUUACUCGAUAUUUAUCUGUGGGACUACGUUGGUAGACGUGAUUAUCAUUGGCUGGAGAUAUUUUCAAGUGAUAUAAGUGAAUCUUCAGAUGUCUCCGAUGAUGAGUAAGCAUCUAACGAAGAAGAAGAAGAAAAAACACAAAACAAAAAAUGCAGCAAUUGUAGACCCGCAACGAAACAAAAUGUUCGAUAUACAGUCCCAGAUAUAACCUAAUCAAUAUUCUAGCGAUAUAUACAUAUAAAUGAUACAGAACCAAAUAUCGAAAGCAAAAUUUAAAACAACACACAUACAUGUAUUUGGGUACCAAAAUUUAGGUUUAUAUAAAAUAUUUAUUCUCCACUUAACGCAACGAAAUUUUCAGCAACUUUUCCGUACUUGUAUUAAAUUAAAUUAUAUUUAAUACCAUCCAAUAAGUGGUUACCAUUAAACCUUAAAGAUCAAUGAUAUAUCAUUACCUAUGUAUACACAAUUUUAGAGAUAAUAAAAUAAGUAAACAAAUAGAUUUUUCAAAAUAGGUGAUAUCAAAUGUGUAAACAAACUAUGCCUUUCAGACUGAAUUGUAAAGAUAACAAAAUACAAACAUUCUUUAAUCGGG